Molecule: messenger RNA, 8108 nt
Organism: Mytilus trossulus (common blue mussel)
Lineage: Eukaryota; Metazoa; Mollusca; Bivalvia; Mytilida; Mytilidae
Product: ankyrin repeat domain-containing protein 11-like
Exons: 21
Coding region: 301-5733 (1810 amino acids)
Biological process (GO): protein localization to ciliary inversin compartment
Cellular component (GO): ciliary inversin compartment
Molecular function (GO): protein binding
Source: RefSeq, a predicted model, not a curated record
CUUAAUACAUUGAUGUUUAAUAUUUAAUUUGAUUUAAUUUAUAAUUAUAACCUUGUCACGCAUAAAUAUUUCUUCUUCGUUUACCGUUACGUAGUAGACUUUGUAUCUAUAUUGUACUGAGGACAAUGGUUGAAUGAUCAAUCCAUCUCUGAAUAGAAUUGACUUUGCCUUUGGCUUCUUCAACUAUAUAAUUUUGUGUAUAGAUGAAAUGGUAUAUACAGAGAAUGCCAUGUUUGUGGUGGAAUCUUUUGUUAGAUAGGAUUGAUAAGAAAAGCACCACUUGAUGUCACUUAAAAGAGAAUGGUGUUGGGAUUGAGCGAUAGAAUUCCAGAAGAAGAUGAAACGAAAAGUCACGAUGAAAAAAGGGACGAAGAGACAAAAGAAAAUAAACCUCAGCCUCAAUAUACCAGAAAGGAACUUCAAGAUAAGUUGUGGAAGACAGUUGGGGAAGGUCAUUCGGAUUCAUUGACUAAGUUACUGCACGAAGCGAAAGAUUUUCUAAACCUUGAAGAAUUACUAAAUGAAGAGAAUGCAGACUUCGAUGAAGACGGAAAUAAUCUUUUGCUCUAUUGCAUUAAAGAAGGAUGUGACAGUGGACCAUCAAUUGGUCGGCAUUUUCAUAAGUGUGUUGAAAUUUUAAUCGGAAAUAAUGUAAAUAUAAAUCAUAUGAACAAGGCAGGCCACACUCCACUGUUUGAAGCCGUUUUCUACAAGAAUACCCAUUACAUUACAACGUUACUGAACCACAAGGCAGAAACGGAUUGCUUUGACCAGGAUGGUAUAGAUCCUUUUCACUUAGCCAUUCAAUUAGGAUAUAAAGAUUGUUUUAAUUUAUUGGUACAUCAUGAAGAAAAAGAGAUAUUUAACAGAAAAGAUGGGAAAGGAACUCCUCCACUGGUAGCAGCUGUUCAACAUGGACACGUAGAUAUAUGUAAUUUAUUGAUAGAUGGUGGUAGUGACAUCAAUGCUUAUGAUAGUAAACUCCAGAGAAAUGCUCUACAAUAUGCUGUUAUAGCCAAAAGAUUUGAUUUAUUUGAAUUAGUGUUGAAACAUAAGCCAAAAUUAGAGCAUUGUGAUCACAAGGGGAGAACAAUAUUCCAUCGUGUUUGUGUCAUCCAGGAACCAAAGUAUUUAAAGAAAUUAUUUCACAGUGGACUCUCUAUCACAACAUCACUGAUGGAUCAGGAGACUGACGAUGGUCUUACUCCUGUUAUUAUAUCAUGUCAGAAUGGAAAUGCUGAACAACUCAAAGAACUGCUCGAAAAUGGGGCUUCAGUUAGAACUACAGACAAAACUGGAAAGAAUGCAUUGCAUUACUGUGCAGAUAACUUAGAGACGCAAUGUGCUGAGAUGCUCCUUAUGAGGGAGGAAUCUCUCAUACAUGUACAAGAUGAACAGGGAUUCACUCCACUUCAUAUGGCAGUUAUUGGCGGAAAUGUACCAUUAUUGAAGCUGCUCGUUAGAAAAGGAGCAGAUGUUAAUAUUUUAGAUGCUGACGGUCAUACUCCAUCUCACUGGGCAACUGGUAAUCAUCUUGAAGGCGUUAAAGUAUGUACACAUUUAGAAAUAUUAGAUGUUCUCAUAGAACAAGAUGCUGAGUUGUCAAAAUGUGACAAUCAUAAUGCCUACCCUAUCCAUUACGCUGCACAGAUGAAUGGACGAGACAAUGGGCACUCCGAUGCUAAAAUAGGAGAGAAAGUUCUGAAGAAAUUAUUGGACAGUGGUAUACCAUGUGAUGUUUUAGAUAAAGAUAGACGUCAGCCUUUGUUAUGGGCUGCAAGUGCAGGGAACUCUGAAUCCUGUAAAUUAUUAGUCACUGCAGGCGCUGAUGUUAAUUCUACAGAUAAAGAUGGUCUUACAGCUCUUCAUUGUGCUGCCUCUCGAGGACAUUCAGAUUGUGUUGAUAAAUUAAAGAAACUUGGUGCUGAAGUUAAUGUGGCUGAUACUAAUGGGUGUACAGCUUUGUUUUAUGCCAUAACUCUUGGAAAUAAAGAAUGUACAAGACUUUUAUUAAAAUAUGGUGCAGAUCCAAAUCACAAGGACACUCGAGGGAGGACGCCUACACAUUGUGCUGCAAUAAAGGGUUGCCUGGAAACAGUUAAAAUGUUAGAUAAAAGUAAAGCUGACCUCUGGCAUCCUAGUUUCCGUGGUGAUUGUCCUAUCCAUGAAGCUGCACAGGGAGGACAUUGUGAUGUGGUGAAGUAUUUAUUAAAAUGGAAGAACUCACCAGAAGCUGUUAAUAUAGCUAACGAUGCUGGUCGUACCUGUCUACAUAUUGCUGCCAUAGUCAAUAACCUGCAACUAUGUAAACUACUGCUGGACAGUGAUGCUGAUAAAAAUGCUCUUAUGAAAAAUAAGACAAACAAGGAUGGGGAGACAGAGGACAAGUCCUACACACCAUAUGAUGCUGCAAUAAUUAAAGGCAAUAAUGAAAUCGCUGAAUAUAUAAAAUCUAAAGGAGGGGUUUCUGGUGGGGAUAUAGACAAUAUACUCAUAGCUAAAGGCAAAAAAAGGGACACAAAAUCUGGUAACUCAAGAAAAAGUCAACCUACUUUAGAAACCACACCCGAGGAGACAGAGCCAGACGACAAUAAAAAAACUGAGGAAGAAGCUGAAAAGGAAAAAGACGAAGAAAAGAAGGAACAAAAAUCUGAGGUAGACAAGAAAAAAGACAAAGGAAAAAAGAAAGAAAAGGCUGAAAAGGAAAGAGAAAAAGAAAAAUUAGUGAUUGUUCCAGUAGGCAAACAGAAAAAAAAAGAGAAAGACGAAAAGGGGAAAGAAGAUCAGAAAGAAAGUGAAAAGGAGAAAGCUGAUACGGAUCAAGAAGGAAAAGGAGAGAAAAAGGAUUUGACUGAUGAGGAAUUACGAGAACUUCAGGAAAAGAUAAAAGCUGGAGAGGGUGACGGUGAUGAAAGAGAUAUAAAAAGAAAGCCAAUAAAGGAAAUAGAAGGAAAGAAAAUAGAAGGGGAACAACAGAAAAAGGAUAACGAGACAAAAGAUAAAGACAAGAAAAGAGAUUUGACAGAGGAAGAAUUAGAGGAAGCAAAGAGAAAAAUCCAGGCUGGUCAAGGUGAUCAGGACGAGAGAGAAAGAAAACAAAAAGAGGCUGAACAAAAAGAAGCAGAAAAAGAAAAAUCACCCAAGAAAGAAGGAGAACAGGAAACAAAAGGAAAGAAAAAAGACUUAUCAGAUGAAGAAUUGAAAGCUUUACAAGAGAAAAUAAAAGCUGAACAAGGUGAAAACGACAAAAGAGGUAAAAACCAAAAACCAAAGAAGGAAGAUAGGGAAAAAAGUGGAAAACAAAAGCCAGAUUUAACUGAUGCUGAAGUUGCUGCUGUUACUGCAGCCGUUAUUGUAGCAACAGAAGAAGACAAGAAAAAAUCUGACAGAGAUAAAGAGAAAGAAAAAUUAAAAACUAAGGGAAAAGAUAAGGACAAACAAAAGGGAAAAGAUCAAGGUAAAGGGAAGGACAAUGUAAAAUCUGCAGAUCAGGAUAAGGAAAAGGACAAACUAAAAUCUGCAGAUCAGGGGAAAGAGAGAAAAAAGGAAACAGAUAGAGAAGAGCUUGAUAUUCCACCACCUUCUACCUCUCCAGAUCUACGUGAACCUAAACAAAAAGAAAAAGCAGCUGUAGAUAAAGGUCAGAAGGAUAAAAAGAAACAACUCGAAGAAAGUAAAAAGAAACAAAUUGAGGAAAAUAAAAAGAAACAAAUUGAAGAAAAUAAAAAGAAACAAAUUGAGGAAAGUAAAAAGAAACAAGAAAGAGACGAAAAAGAAAAAAAGAGACUCCGUGAUGAAAUAGAAAGUGAGGAAAGAAAAAGGAAACAAGAACAAGAUCAGAGGGAUAAAAAGAGACAAAUUGAGGAAAGUGAAAAUAAUUUAAGUGAAGAAUCAGAUAGUGAGGAUAGUAAAAAGAAACAAGCUGAUGAACUAGACAGUGAGGAAUAUAAAAAGAAGCAAGAAAAAGACAAAAGAGUUCAUAUUGUACCUAAAAGUGCAUUUGUAGACUCAGCCACAGCAAGCGAAUCUGAAAGGUCUAGACGUGAUUCUCCUGUCAAAUACAGACAAAGGUCAAGGUCAAGAUCUACAGAUAACGAAGAGUUUGAAUUUCCAGAAGGUGCACACGAAACAACAGAAGCUGCCAUUGCUGCAGCUGAAGCUCGUAGGAAAGCUCGCGAACGUUCAAGGUCUAGAAGUACUGAUCGGGAAUCUGAUGAAAAACCUGCUGAUUUAAGAAGAUAUUCAAAAGUAGGCACAGACGGUAGAAUUCAGCCUGGUCUAUUAGCAGAUAAAGAUAAAAGGAAUAGACGAUCUGAAGAGAGGGAUAUACCGUCACCUUUAGAUUCAGAAGACGAAUUUAUUGAUGAUCCAUAUUUUGGACGGAGAGUAAAACCUUAUCCAGGAUCGGUACGAAUAGGGUCAAAGAGACCUGAUAAUAGGGAACAAGUGUUGAGAGAAAAAGAAUUAAGUAGAAAAAGGCAGCAAGAAAUGUCUCGUUCUUCUCAGAGAAUGCCAUCUAAAGGUGGAGUAGCCAGAAUGUUGCCAUUAGGAUAUUCUAGGUUAGAAACUCCACAAAGACCUAUAACUCGCAAAUCAAACUCUAUACAAGAAAGUGUGAGGCGUUAUCAAACAGAGAGAACAUUUGUACGACAGUUACAUCAGUUAAAACGUGCACAAAUAUAUACCGGACCAAUGCAUGAUAUUGUUUUGUUCAGUAAGAUGAUGAAUGUUUACAAUAACACAUCAAACUAUGACAACGAAUUAGAUCUGGAUUCACAGGUGCUGGAUGAUUGGGAUGGAUAUUUACAAGAUGACCGAAGUACAACCAUGACCUGUAGGUCAUUUAAAUCGUCUGUUACAGCAUAUUCUAAUUAUAAUUAUUCACAAAGAGAUCAAUUAAGAUUUGUUUCCCAUUACUAUGAAGAUGACAGAACUGGUCUCAGAGAUACUGCUAAGGAAUAUCACCAAAAGUUAGAAAAAUCAGCAACAAAUGCUAAGAAAACUGUAGAAAGUAGAAUUGAUCAUAUAAUUAAACAGAAUGAGAAACAAGAGGUAGUUGAAAGGGAGGAACAAGAAAAGUUAGACAAGAAGAUUUCUCAUCUUGCAGAGAAAACUGAGUCAGCAUUAGAUAGUGUUCGCCAGCAAGCCAAUGACAGUGUAACUAGUGCUAGAAAUCUGAAUAGUAGUCUGGAGGAAGAAUUCAGGCGUGAACGGCAGGAUAGGCUGAAAAAUUAUAGAUAUGGCAAUAAUAGGGAAAAGUCAUGGCUUUUAGAACAAGAAGCAAUGGAUAGCAGACAAUCAAGAAUGGAUGAAAAUGACAAGGAGAGAAAAGCAAAACAUAAAGAAUGGAUGAGAAAGAAAGAUGAAGAAUCAAGGAAGAAAUUAAUGAGGGUUUAUGGACCAACACCUGUAUUUGAUACAUCUAUAUCCAAGAGAGGUGCACCAUUUAAAACAUCAACACCCAAACUAAUGAAUAACUCCACUAGAGCAUCUCCACGACCUAAGUCAAUGGCAUCAUCCAUGUCUACAUCAAGGUCACGACCUCAGGACCAAGAAUUAGAGGUCCAUAUGACAGAGUUUGGAAUGAGAAGGGUAAAAACAGAUGACUACUCUUUUGCUAAAAUGAGCACACCAAAAUCACGUUCCUAUAUGAGACCUGCGGGUGUAUUACCAGGAAAAAAAUAUAGGCUAAUAAAGAAAUAUGUGAAACUCCAAUUGGACUCCGAAGUAUGACGGUAUAAACCUACGACCGCGAGCUGGAUUAGUGUUUGUUGAACCGACAGUCUAUGAUGAAGUGCUAAAAGAAGAAAGAUUGCUCCGAGGGGGUCAAACAAGAAACUCUACAAGAAAUUUAACUUUAGAAACAGAUAAAAUGUUAGAAACUGUAGAAACGUGACAAAGGCAGACAUAGUUUUCUAUUUAAAUAAUUUCAUUCAUUCCAUUUCAUAUAAGUCUUUCAAUUUUGAUUCUUAUUUAUGAUUCUCACCGAUUUUUAUCAUGAAAAGGUGUUGUGUAAUAAUUGUCUUGGAAUAAAUUUUAUUGAUAGACUUUAAAAAGUCUGUUUAGAAGUGAAACAUAAUAUUGCAAGGAAAUACUCAACAAAUGUUUCAUAACUGUUAAUGUGUAUUCCAGUCACAAGAAAUUUUAGUGGAUUAUCUCCCUUUUACUUUGUUCUUGGUUUGUUAAAAUGUCUAAAUUAUACCUCUUAAGGAUUUUCAGAUUUCUUUACAUAAAAGUCUUUCAUUGAAUUUAAAUAUUAUAAUUUUUCAAUGUUUUCUUUGAUUGGCAAACCUUAACACUUAAAAUUAGUAUGUGUCACCUGUUAAAAGAGUUGUAGUGUUUCUUGUUUAAUUUUGUUUGUCGCCAUUUAUGUAUACAUCCAUCCAUAGUUUGUUUUGAACAUCUAUAUAAUCAGUUACUAAAUUCAAAUUUAGGACAAUCUAAUGAUAUUUUUGUCCCCCCAUUUAAUUUUGAAUCAAAUGUUUUUUGAAGGUUACUCUUGAUAAAUUAUGGAAUGUGCCAUUUAUUACAAAGUUGAGAAAGCUUCUAAUUACUACUAUGUGUUUCACCCAAACAAUGAACUGCAUUUCUAUUUAUCUUUGAUAGAAACUUUUAUACACAAUGAAAUUGUACAUCUAUUAUAUUUUUUAUGUUUCUAGUUUUUGCAUAGCACACAUUUUAACUUUAUAAUCUACACAAAAGGGAAAUAGGGGCUAUAUUAUCACUGUUCACGGUUUUUCUAUGUGAUAUUGCUAUUUACUUAUAUUCAACACUGAUUGAAGUAAUUGUCACCAUUUGUGUCCAUAUAUAUUUGUUAGAAUAAUUGCGACUUUCUUCAAUUGUGUCAGUCUGACAUUUAUUGCGAUGCCUUGAUUUCCCGUGUGGAACAACAAAAAUAAAACCUAUUAAGGAUUUUGGCUUCAGAAAAUUAAAAAAUAUCAUUUGAUUAGAUUUAGUAUUUCUUAAAAGAGAAUACAUAAUACAUCGAAAUUAUCUAAAAACUAGGAAAGAUCUAUGUGCCUUUUGUAGUUGAUAGAAUUAUAAUAACUACAAUUUGCCAAGAUAUGUUUACUUUCUAUAUACCUCAAGUUUCUUGCCAAAUGAAAAAGGGGAGAUAAUCUGGUACUCCUAAUUUUUGUGUUAAUUUGUAAUCAAUAUGUGUUUGCUAAUAUGACUCUGAUAUAGAGAAUUAAUCAUUUUCUAAUCAAAGUUUUUAAAUUAUAUUGUGUAAUUAGAAUGAAUUCUUUCAUCUAAACUGAUUUGAAAAACUUUAUUUAUCUUAAGAUACACAAAUUACUUAAUGGUAAUUUAAAGCAUAGCUGUGAUAUAAACAUUUAUUUUGUAAUUUGUUUGUUUUGUUUUUUAUUCAUGUGAUAUAAAACCAUUCCGUCCAAUUCUAUGUGAUAUAGUUUUCAACAAGAAAUGUUUAUCUUGUGAAAUGUUUAGUUGUAUGCCUGCAUAGCAGUACAUGUAUGUUGUUUCUUUUUGUUAAUCAUUUUCUCGAAAUCAGUAAAAAAGUCACAAAACAGUAUUUUAAUUUGAUAUAAGAUGAUCUCUUUUGUAUGAUAUAGAUAAUGCAUUUUCAAUUAAUGAAAAUGUUAAUCUAUAUCACAUUAUUAUCUAUUCAACUAAACAUUCAUAAUACCUGUGUUUUGUUGCUCAUAAAAAAAUAUAUGAAACCAAUGAUAAAGUAAAGUUUGAAGAGUUUUGCUAUUCAGAUUUUAUUCAAACUUUUGAAAAAUGUGAUUUAUCUUGAUAUUUAUUGAGAAAAAAAUUAACAGUUUUGAGUAUGAGCUUAUAAGGAAAUACAUGACAACAAUUAGAUAUGUUUUUUUUCAUAUUUUUAACUUGUGAUGUGGCCUUGAUUUAUACUGUUUGAACUUUGAGCAGAUUGUUUUCCUAGUUGUUAUAGUUAAUAAUGGAGUUGUUAUAUAUUUCAGUUAAAAUGACUGAAUUGUAUCUAUUGCUUUAUAUGUUUAAUUUAUCAUGUGACUACACUGUUAUAUAUUGGUUAUUGUUAAAGGAUUGACACAUUGCACAACAUAUAGUUACAAAGUAGUAUUAUAUAGUAUAAUGCCAAAUCAACAAGACAAUAAAAAUAACAUAUU